Molecule: messenger RNA, 822 nt
Organism: Leptonychotes weddellii (Weddell seal)
Lineage: Eukaryota; Metazoa; Chordata; Mammalia; Carnivora; Phocidae
Source: RefSeq, a predicted model, not a curated record
UAUUGCCCUAGCCUAGGACAGCUGGUGCCUCCCGUCACAAUGAGCAUUGUUCUCUACAGGAUGGCUCGGCUGCGGGACAAGGCUGACCAGCUUGUCAAGCAGCUCACCGACUUCGCCAACACCGAGAACCCAGAGCUGCGGGCCACCGUGAGGAGCUUUGCCGAGGACCUGGCCAAGGUGCAGGAUUACCGGCAGGCCGAGGUCGAGAGGCUGGAGACCAAGGUCGUCAGCCCCCUGAAACUGUACGGGGCGCACAUCAAGCAGACACGGGCCGAGAUCAAGAAAUUCAAACAAGUCCAGAAGAACGAGAUCAAACAACUGGAAAAGCUGGAGAAACUGAGGCAGAAGUCCCCUUUGGACAGGCAAAUGAUCUCCCAGGCAGAGACCAGUGUGCAGAGGGCCUCAGCGGAUGCCAGCCGCACCACCCACCAGCUGGAGGAGAUGAUCGACACCUUCCAGAAGCAGAAGCUGAAGGACCUACAGAAAAUUUUUUCAGACUUUGUCACCAUCGAGAUGGUCUUCCAUGCCAAAGCGGUGGAGGUAUAUUCCAGCGCCUUCCAGAUCCUGGAGAGCUAUGACCUGGAGAGAGAUCUGGAGGAUUUUAGAGCCAAGAUGCAUGGGGUUUACGGACAUUACAAUGCUCGGCCGCUCAAGGAUACCAUGCUUUCCCCAGCUGUCCCGUGGGCUCUUACUGGCCAGAGGACUCAGACCACCAUACGGAGCCAGAGGAGAGAUGAGGAGGAGGAGGAGAGCACGGAGCACUCUGCCGAGGAGGACCCCGUGGAGGACCUCAGGGGACAGGGGCAGGCACCCCAGCAAUAG